AUGGCCUCCUUUCGGCUGACGAUUGAAGAUGGCCAGUUCCGGGACGCCCACGGUCGACAGGUUGUCCUACGCGGAAUCAAUGUCGCUGGCGACGCCAAACUCCCCUCCGAACCCGACCAACCGUCUCACAUUGCCCACGACUUCUUCGACGGCGACAGCGUCACAUUCCACCAGCGCCCGUUCAGCAAAGAGGAAGCCGCGACACAUUUUGUCAGGAUAAAACGCUAUGGCUUCAACACUAUCCGCUACCUCUUCACUUGGGAGGCAAUCGAAGCGUCGGGCCCCGGCAUCUAUGACGAGCAGUACAUCCAGCAUACCAUCGAGGUGCUGAGGACAGCAAAGUCCUAUGGUUUCUACGUCUUCAUGGACCCUCACCAGGAUGUCUGGUCGCGAUUCACCGGCGGUUCAGGGGCUCCAAUGUGGACCUUGUACGCCUGUGGCCUCAAUCCUCAGAGCUUCGCCGCCACCGAAGCCGCCAUCGUUCACAACACGUACCCCGACCCGGAUGCCUUCCCCAAGAUGAUUUGGUCAACAAAUUACCACAGACUCGCCGCCGGCACCAUGUUCACUCUGUUCUUUGCCGGAAAAGAUUUUGCGCCAAACUGCGUCAUCGACGGCGUCAACAUCCAGGACUAUUUGCAGGAUCACUUCGUCAAGGCCUGUGCGCAUCUAGCAAAGCGGAUACACGAAGCGGGCGAUCUGGAAAAUGAGGUUGUCAUGGGUUGGGAGAGCAUGAACGAGCCCAACAGGGGCAUGGCGGGCUAUGUGGACUUGACAGUCAUCCCCAAGGAACACCCCCUGAAGAAGGGCACCUGCCCAACCAUGUGGCAGACGUUCUUGACAGGCAUGGGCAGGGCCUGCGAGGUUGAUACCUGGGAAAUGGGAGGCCUAGGGCCCUACAAGACAGGCACGACGCUGGUGGACCCUCAUGGCGAGAAGGCCUGGUUGCCAGAGGGAUACGACGAUUCCAAGUAUGGUUGGAAGCGCCAUCCUGGCUGGAAACUCGGCGAGUGUCUGUGGGCGCAGCACGGUGUUUGGGAUGUAGAAACCGACACAAUGCUCAAAAAAGACUACUUUGCCAAGAACCCUAGAACCGGCAAGGCCAUUGAUUAUCCCGAAUUUACAAACACCUACUUUAUGGACUUUUGGAGAAAGUACAGCAAGACGUGCCGGGCCCAUCACAAGGAAUGCAUCAUGCUUAUGCAGUAUCCCACACUAGAACUGCCCCCUCAAAUCAAGGGAACCGAGGACGACGACCCAUUGAUGGCUUUUACGCCGCAUUUUUACGACGGCAUCACCUUGAUGACCAAACACUGGAACAGCACAUGGAAUGUCGACGUUGUGGGUGUACUUCGGGGCAAGUACUGGCACCCUGCAUUUGCAAUCAAAAUCGGGGAGACGGCCAUCAGGAACUGCCUCAAAGACCAGCUGGCAACGUUGCGACAGGAGGGGCUGGACAGGACAGGCAACCACCCGUGCCUGUUGACCGAGUUCGGGAUACCCUACGACAUGGACGAUAAGAAGGCUUACAAGACAGGAGACUACUCCAGCCAGUCAGCCGCACUGGAUGCCAACUACUUUGGCGUGGAAGGCUCUCAGAUCGAAGGCCACUGCCUCUGGGUAUACACGGUGAUGAACGACCACGAACGGGGCGACCAAUGGAACGGCGAAGACCUGUCCAUCCACUCCAUCGACGACAAGCUGCCGCCGCAUUCUCCGGUCCCCAGGAGCGCAGCGGCUGGUCAGUCUGCGAGCAGCCUCCUCAAACUGUCGACGAUGAACGGUGGAGACGCCGGCGGCGACGAUGAGAGCGUGACGCCUGGAAACCUUCAGCGCACCCUCACAACGCCAUCAAUCAGCUCCAGCCGACUGUCAAGGGAUCCCGAGUUGACUAAUGCCCCCGGGUACCGAGCUGCAGAGGCCUUCAUCCGACCAACCCCCACUCUUGUGGCAGGCAGUGUGCUGUCCACGGGAUUCGAUCUCCGCAAGUGCACCUUCCAUCUCAAAGUUUCGGCGCCAAAUGCUGCCAGCAGCGAGGCGCCAACCGUCGUUUUUCUCCCCGAGUAUCAUUUCCCCAAGGAUCAGUGCGAGGUGGCCGUGUCUGCUGGCAAAUGGGAGCUGAGUUCAGAUGACAGCGAAGGUCCCACGCUUCAACGCCUGAGGUGGUGGCAUCCUGAAGGGGAACAGACGCUCAACAUUCAGGGUGUCGUGAGAAAACACAAUCUGCCGGAGGGUUCCGCGGAGGAGGCUGGUUAUUUGGAGCAGUGCCAACAAGGCUACGGCCCCAGCUUGGGCAACUGCGCAAUCAUGUGA
This is a messenger RNA of Metarhizium album ARSEF 1941, 2313 nucleotides long. RefSeq names its product Glycoside hydrolase, superfamily. The record is from RefSeq and is a predicted model, not a curated record. Gene Ontology annotation, biological process: ergosteryl 3-beta-D-glucoside catabolic process. NCBI's taxonomy places the organism in Eukaryota, Fungi, Ascomycota, Sordariomycetes, Hypocreales, Clavicipitaceae. The transcript has a single exon. Bases 1 to 2313 code for a protein of 770 amino acids. Gene Ontology annotation, molecular function: steryl-beta-glucosidase activity.